GACACUCCCUCCAGAUGUCUACUAUGAGCAGAUCCAGGGCGAGCCUUUCUCCAGCAGCCUCAGAAAGGUCGACGCUGCCUAUGGGAGCGUCUGCCGAACCAGGCAGCCCAGACUUCAAGUCUUUGGAACAACCGACGAGGGAGCAGCUUCUAACCCACUUUUUUGAAAGAUUCAAGUUCUACACAUCACUUUGUCUAGGAACAUCAGCCAUACUCGCAGUCUUCGCUUUCCUCUUCUUGAUACCUUUCGUGGUGGAACCUGCUAUUCAAACAAUACUAGCAGAGUUCGUGCCAGAAGCUGGUAUCUGCUCUGUCUCUGAACAUGUGCACGCCGAGACCUUGACCAAUUGCACCUGGGCGUCAUGCAGGGAAGGAUGCACGACUGCCCACACUAAAUGUCAUAAGAUACGUGUAAAUUUAGCUAGAAGACCGUUUGUAGAAAAUGCACCAGUGCCGACUGAAUGGGAUGAGACUGAUCUAAAGUUUCUGAUAAACCCUGAAGGUUGCGGUUAUCCUCCACGGGUUAAUUGUUCGGUGUUUGCGACUGAUUACGCGGGCCCGAGAGCUCCGAAGAUUUUCCCUUGUUACUAUAGUUUGACUAGGUCAGACCUGGUGGUGGCGAGGUACUCGUGGGAGUCGACGGUGCGAGGGUUGAUCCUGGCUCUGGUGCUGCCGACGGCGGUGUUCGUGUUCAGCCUGAGUGUGCUCGCAUACUGGCACUGUCGCUGCUGUGACAGGGCGUGUAACAGACGGGUGCACGCCGAAUCCUUUGCGAGUAAAGAAGACAGCAAACUGUUGUGCGAGUUGGACGACGAUCCUAGUGAUGAUGUGUUCUGACGCCGAGCUUCAGCUGCCCGCCGCCGCGCCCCCCAACGGAAACCUGAAGGUUACGCACAACUCUAAACUGGGUGAAUAGAUGAAUACUCUAGGCCUAUGAAACAAAUAGCAUAGACGUUAGUCAAAUUGGAACAAUUGAAAGUCAACAUAAACUUUCUUGAGAGUACUUAGGAUACUAACAUUUAACUGUACUGAUAAACAGACAGAGUUGCACGGUUUGUUCAUUAAAAUAUAACGAGUCUUCAAAAACAAUAACAGAUUUACUAUCGCCAUCCAACACUCAUCUGGCAGUUAACUGGUCGAGAAUCGGUUGCUAUUAAAAAGAGAAAAACCUCAAUGUAUGAGAUUGAUGUAAACGGAGACAACUUAUAUCAGUGUCAACUUCAUACAAUAUUGAUUUAUCUAUUGACUUCGAUUUGAUUACCGUUUAUGCUAUUCGUCUUGGGAGGCUAGAUACCUGUACUAUACAAAUAUUCCCAUAUAUCUACCUAAAUAUCAAUAAAAAUCUAUCCAAUAAAAUCUAAUACACUAUCGGUUGAAAAAAAUGCCUCAAAUUGGAAGGUUGUGAUUUAAAAACUUAAAUAGCAGCACUGAAAUAUUAUACUUACCUAUAAUUCAUAAUACCAUCAACGCCUUGUUUUAAAAUAAGAAAUACUAUUUAAAUAUAAAUUUCCCUUAUUUUAUUUUUUGGUAUAAUAGAUUUGUAAU
Spodoptera litura is the source of this 1544-nucleotide messenger RNA. RefSeq names its product tipE homolog 2 phospholipid transfer protein (gene Teh2). Gene Ontology annotation, cellular component: plasma membrane. Lineage: Eukaryota; Metazoa; Arthropoda; Insecta; Lepidoptera; Noctuidae. Gene Ontology annotation, biological process: regulation of sodium ion transport. The record is from RefSeq and is a predicted model, not a curated record. Gene Ontology annotation, molecular function: sodium channel regulator activity.